GGGCAGCGCCCGCCGCGCUCCGCGCAGCCUGCGCCGCUCAGCGCCGCCGCGGAACCGAGCGGAGCGGAGCGGGGCGGCAGGAACGGGACGGGACAGGGCGGCUCCGCCGUGUCGCGCAGCCACGCGGGACCGCGCCGCCCGUGGGCCGGCCCCGCCGCCGGGGGGGAGACUUCGGCAUUUAAUUUACUUUUUUUCAUCUUUUUUCUUUUUUUUUUUUUUUUUUUUUGGCGGAGGAGACGAGCAGCAGGUUUAUGCUAAUCACCCUCUCGGGAGCGGCGGUGGGAGGAGGAGGAGGAGGAGAGGAGCCAUUUUGAACUCACUUCAAAGUUUAAGGUGGAAAAGUUGGAGCUCUCCAGCCCGCUGCCCGGGGACGGGGCCGGGGCGCGGGGCUCUGGGCCGGCGGCGCCCGGGCGGCGACGGCGGCGGGGCGGGGGGGGGGGGGCCGAGCCGGCGGCUGAUGGAUGAGGGCGGGCGGGCAGCCCGGCGGGUGGAUGGAUUGUGCGGCAGCCCUCUGCCCGGCAUCGCUGCCCGCUGAGCUCCGGAGAUGCUGCGGCUGUCCGCCGCCGCCUGCGUGUCCUGGGCCGCGCUGCUCUGCGCCCUGGCGCCGGCGGGCGGCGGGGAGCUGCGGCCGCCCCGCGCCGCCCCGCUCCUCCACCUGCCCCCGGGGGCCGCGGGGCGCCGCGCCGCCGCCGCCGAGCCGCCGGCGCUGCCGCCCGCCGGGCGCCUGAGGGCGGCGGGGGCCGCGCUGCGCCGCGCUCCGCCCGCCGAGCCCCGCGGGCCCCGCGGCGGCGGGCCCUGCCCGCGGCGCGCCCGGCAGCGGGCGGCCGCCGAGCCCCGCGGAGCCGCCGCCGGCUGCGCCCCGCCGCCGCCGCCGGGGGAGGAGGGCGGCGGGCGGCGAGGAGCGCGGCGGGCGCGGAGCCUCAACAGCCCCCCGCAGUUCCAGCUGCCCAGCUACCAGGUCUCCAUCCCCGAGAACGAGCCGGCCGGCACGGCGGUCAUCGUGCUGCGGGCCCAGGACCCCGACGAGGGGGAAGCCGGCCGGCUGGCGUACUCCAUGGAGGCGCUCUUCGACGAGCGCUCCAACGACUACUUCUCCAUCGACGCCGAGACGGGCAGCGUGGUCACCGCCCGCAGCCUGGACCGGGAGACGAAGGACACCCACGUGCUGAAGGUGACCGCCUCCGACCACGGCUCCCCGCGCCGCCGCUCGGCCACCACCUACCUGACGGUGACGGUGAGCGACGCCAACGACCACGACCCGGCCUUUGAGCAGCCUGAGUACCGGGAGAGCGUGCGGGAAAACCUGGAGGUGGGCUACGAGGUGCUGACGAUCCGCGCCACCGACGGCGACGCCCCGGCCAACGCCAACAUGCUUUACCGCCUGCUGGAGCCGGGAGCCGGUGACGGGGUCUUUGAGAUUGACCCGCGCUCCGGGGUUGUGAGGACCCGAGCCCCGGUGGACCGCGAGGAGGUCUCCGAGUAUCACCUGGUGGUGGAAGCCAAUGACCAGGGCAAGGAUCCAGGACCACGCAGCGCCAUGGCUAUGGUGCACAUCACUGUAGAGGACGAGAACGACAACUACCCUCAGUUCAGUGAGAAGCGCUACCUGGUCCAGGUGCCAGAGGAUGCCCCGGUGAACAGCCAGAUACUGCAGGUGCAGGCCACAGAUCGGGACCGGGGCAGCAAUGCCCAGGUGCACUACAGCAUCGUGAGCGGCAACCUGAAAGGCCAGUUCUACAUCCACUCUUUCUCCGGUGCCAUCGACCUGAUCAACCCUCUGGAUUAUGAGACUAUUCGGGAGUACACGCUCCGGAUCAAAGCCCAGGAUGGGGGCAGGCCUCCCUUGAUCAACUCCAGUGGCAUGGUGUCGGUGCAGGUUGUGGACGUGAAUGACAAUGCCCCCAUCUUCGUGAGCACUCCCUUCCAGGCCACUGUGCUGGAGAACGUUCCUCUGGGCUACUCGGUGCUGCAUGUCCAGGCCGUGGAUGCUGACUCCGGGGAGAACGCCCGCCUGGAGUACAAACUCAUAGAGUUGGCACCGUCCACUGGAGGUGCCCCCGUAGCGGGUGACUCUGGGUUCCCUUUUCAGAUCAACAACAGCACAGGGUGGAUCACGGUGGCUGCAGAGCUGGACCGAGAGACUGUGGAGAACUAUCACUUUGGGGUGGAGGCCAGGGACCACGGCGUGCCGGUCAUGACCUCCUCAGCCAGUGUGUCCAUCACUGUCCUGGACGUCAACGACAACAACCCCACCUUCACGGAGAAGGUGUAUCACCUCAGACUGAACGAGGACGCGGCUGUGGGCAGCAGUGUCCUGACCCUGACAGCAGUGGACAGGGACGUUAACAGCGUUGUGACUUACCAGAUCACAAGUGGCAACACCAGGAACCGUUUUGCCAUCACCAGUCAGAGCGGAGGGGGGCUGAUCACGCUGGCCUUGCCCCUGGAUUACAAGCAGGAGAGGCAAUAUGUGCUCACAGUCACUGCCUCUGAUGGCACUCGCUUUGACACCGUCCAGGUCUUCAUCAACGUCACUGACGCCAACACCCACCGACCCGUCUUCCAGAGCUCCCACUACACGGUGAGCGUCAGCGAGGACAAGCCCAUCGGCACCUCUAUUGUCGCCAUCAGCGCCACCGAUGAAGACACAGGGGAGAAUGCGAGAAUCACGUACAUCCUGGACGAUAACAUCCCCCAGUUCCGCAUCGCCGCUGAGACGGGGGCCGUCACCACCCAGAUGGAGCUGGACUACGAGGACCAGGCCUCGUACACAUUGGCCAUUACAGCCCACGACAACGGCAUCCCCCAGAAAUCGGACACGACCUACGUCGAGAUCCUCAUCCUGGAUGCCAAUGACAAUGCGCCCCGCUUCCUGCGUGACCGCUACCAGGGCUCAGUUUUCGAGGAUGUGCCGCUCUCCACCAGUGUCCUGCAGCUGUCUGCCACUGACCGUGACUCAGGGCUCAAUGGCAGGGUCUUCUACACCUUCCAAGGGGGUGAUGAUGGGGAUGGCGACUUCUACAUCGAACCCACUUCUGGAGUGAUACGCACGCUGCGCAAGCUGGACCGCGAGAACGUGGCUGUCUACAGCCUGCGGGCCUUUGCGGUGGACAGGGGCAGCCCGCCGCUGAAAGCCUCUGUGGAUAUCCAAGUGACGGUGCUGGACGUCAAUGACAACCCGCCCGUCUUCGAGCGGGACGAGUUCGACAUCUUUGUGGAGGAGAACAGCCCCGUGGGCUCUAUUGUGGCACGGAUCAGUGCAGCUGACCCCGAUGAGGGGACCAAUGCACAGAUCAUGUACCAGAUCGUAGAGGGGAACAUCCCCGAGGUCUUCCAACUAGACUUGCUCAACGGAGACCUCACGGCCCUAAUGGACCUGGAUUAUGAGAGCCGGACAGAGUAUGUGAUCGUGGUGCAGGCCACUUCAGCCCCUCUUGUGAGCCGGGCAACAGUGCACAUCCGCCUCCUGGACCAGAAUGAUAACCCGCCUGUGCUGCAGGAUUUCCAGAUCCUCUUCAAUAACUACGUGACCAACAAGUCCAACAGCUUCCCCUCUGGCGUGAUUGGCAAGAUUCCGGCUCAUGAUCCCGAUGUGUCUGACAGCCUGGCCUACACCUUUGUGCAAGGCAAUGAAUUAAACUUGCUCCUUUUGGACUCUGCCACUGGGGAACUCAAACUCAGUCGCGAUCUGGACAACAACAGACCCCUGGAAGCCCUUAUGAAAGUGUCGGUCUCAGAUGGUGUCCACAGCGUCACGGCAGUCUGCACCCUGCGUGUCACCAUCAUCACGGAUGACAUGCUCACGAACAGCAUCACGGUGCGGCUGGAGAACAUGUCCCAGGAGAGGUUCCUUUCUCCCCUCCUGUCCCUGUUUGUGGAGGGGGUGGCAACAGUGCUCUCCACCGCCAAGGACAGCAUCUUCGUUUUCAACAUCCAAAAUGACACGGACGUCAGCUCCAAUAUCCUGAACGUGACCUUCUCAGCUUUGCUCCCUGGUGGCAUUCGAAACAAGUUCUUCCCCUCUGAGGACCUGCAGGAGCAGAUCUACCUCAACAGGACCCUGCUGACCAUGAUUUCCACGCAGAGGGUGCUGCCGUUUGACGACAACAUCUGCUUGCGCGAGCCCUGUGAGAACUACAUGAAGUGCGUCUCCGUCCUGAAGUUCGACAGCUCGGCCCCGUUCAUCAGCUCCAACACCGUCCUGUUCCGCCCCAUCCACCCCAUCAACGGGCUGCGCUGCCGCUGCCCGCCCGGCUUCACCGGCGACUACUGCGAGACGGAGAUCGACCUCUGUUACUCCAGCCCGUGCGGCAGCAACGGGCGGUGCCGGAGCCGAGAAGGGGGCUACACUUGUGAAUGCUACGAGGACUACACCGGAGAGUAUUGCGAGGUGAACGCGCGCUCUGGCCGCUGUGCUCCAGGGGUGUGUAAGAACGGAGGAACCUGCGUGAACCUGCUGAUCGGUGGCUUCAAGUGUGAGUGCCCCCCGGGCGAAUACGAGCGGCCGUACUGCGAGAUGACCACCAGGAGCUUCCCACCACAGUCCUUCAUCACCUUCAAGGGGCUGCGACAGCGCUUCCACUUCACCGUCUCCCUCAUGUUUGCAACCAGGGAGAGGAACGCUCUCCUCCUCUACAACGGGCGUUUUAAUGAGAAGCACGACUUCAUUGCCUUGGAGAUCAUUGAGGAGCAGAUCCAGCUCACAUUCUCUGCAGGGGAGACAACCACUACGGUGGCACCGUUCGUUCCGGGAGGGGUCAGCGAUGGGCAGUGGCACUCAGUCCAGGUGCAGUACUACAAUAAGCCCAACAUUGGGCGAUUAGGAAUUCCCCACGGGCCUUCUGGAGAGAAGGUGGCCGUGGUGACUGUAGACGACUGUGACACAGCAGUGGCUGUGCGCUUUGGGAGCCUCAUUGGAAACUACACCUGCGCUGCCCAGGGGACUCAGACCGGCUCAAAGAAAUCUUUGGACCUAACUGGCCCUUUGCUCCUUGGCGGUGUCCCAAACUUGCCUGAAGAUUUCCCGGUGCACAACAGGCAGUUUAUCGGCUGCAUGAGGAACCUCUCCAUCGACAGCAAGCCGAUCGACAUGGCUAGUUUCAUCGCCAACAAUGGCACUCUGCCAGGCUGUGCAGCGCAGAGGAACUACUGUGAAACCAACUGGUGCCAGAAUGGAGGCACAUGCAUCAACAAGUGGAACACAUACAUCUGCGAGUGCCCUGUACGCUACGGAGGGAAAAACUGCGAGCAAGCAAUGCCUUCUCCUCAGCGUUUCAGUGGUGAAAGCAUUAUCAUUUGGAGUGACCUUGACAUUACCAUCUCCGUGCCAUGGUACAUCGGGCUGAUGUUCAGAACCCGGAAAGUCAAUGGCAUGUUAAUGCAAGCCAAUGCAGGGGCUGCAUCCAAGAUCAACAUUCAGAUACUCAACAACUAUGUGCAGUUUGAAGUGUACAGUGGCCUGAGCCAGGUUGCUAGUUUGAAGAUGAGCCAGUUGCGAGUCAGUGAUGGGGAAUGGCAUCAUUUAUUAAUAGAGCUGAAGAGUGCUAAAGAUGGUAAAGACAUCAAGUACCUCGCUGUCAUGUCCUUGGACUAUGGGAUGUACCAGAGCACUGUGCAGAUUGGAAAUCAACUACCUGGACUGAAAAUGAAAAGCAUCAUUGUGGGAGGUGUCUCUGGAGACCAAGUCUCUGUUCAGCAGGGAUUUUAUGGCUGUAUGCAGGGAGUAAGAAUGGGAGAGACAUCUACAAAUAUAGCUACACUCAACAUGAAACAGGCUAUCAAGAUCAAUGUGAAGGAGGGUUGCGAAGUGGAUAACCCCUGUGAUUCCAAUCCGUGUCCGCAGCACAGCUACUGCAGUGACGACUGGGACAGCUACUCCUGCGUCUGUGACCCAGGGUACUUUGGAAGAGACUGUGUUGAUGUAUGUAACUUGAACCCAUGUGAGCAUGUCUCCACGUGCGUGCACAAACCUAGCUCAUCCCAUGGCUACACCUGUGAAUGUGGACAAAGCUACUAUGGACAGUACUGUGAGAGCAAGAUCGACCUGCCUUGUCCCAGAGGCUGGUGGGGAAAUCCCAUCUGCGGCCCAUGUAAUUGUGAGACUAGUAAAGGGUUUGAUUCUGACUGCAAUAAGACCAAUGGAGAAUGCCACUGCAAGGCGAAUUACUACAGGCCCCAGAGCAGUGACACCUGCUACCCCUGCGACUGCUUCCCAUCCGGCUCCCACACACGCGCCUGUGACAUGGAGACGGGACAGUGUCCUUGCAAACCUGGCGUCAUAGGGCGGCAGUGCAACCGCUGCGAUAACCCGUUUGCUGAAGUUACCGUGAAGGGCUGCGAAGUAAUUUAUAAUGGCUGUCCCAAAGCUUUCGAGGCUGGUAUUUGGUGGCCACAGACCAAGUUUGGCCAGCCAGCUGCUGUGCCAUGUCCUAAGGGAUCAGUGGGAAAUGCGGUUCGCCAUUGUAACAUUGAGAAGGGCUGGCUGCCCCCUGAGCUUUUCAACUGCACCACUAGCACUUUUGUUGAUCUAAAAAUCAUGAAUGAGAAGUUACACCACAAUGAGACCAAGCUGGAUGGAGACAAGACCAUACGGAUCGUGAGAGUGCUGCAGAAUGCCACCAAACACACACACAGUUUAUAUGGCAACGAUGUGAGGACAGCUUACCAGAUGAUGAUCCGGGUCCUCCAGUAUGAGAGCCAGCAGCAAGGGUUUGACUUGGCAGCCACGAGGGAUGUGGAAUUCAAUGAAAAUAUUAUCAAAGUGGGUAGUGCUCUACUGGACCCCAGCAAUAAGGAGCACUGGGAGCAAAUUCAGCGAACGGAGGGUGGCACUGCUCAUCUGCUCAGGCACUAUGAGGAGUAUUUCAACAAUGUGGCCCAGAACAUGAAGAAAACCUACAUGAGACCUUUUGUUAUUGUUGCCACUAACAUGAUUAUUGCUGUUGACAUCUUUGACAAGUCUAAUUUCACGGGAGCUAGAAUACCACGAUUUCAUGAGAUUAAAGAAGAUUAUCCAAAAGAUCUGGAGUCAUCUGUUGUCUUCCCUGAUACUUUGUUCAGACCUUCAGACAGGAAAGCAGUGCCUACAAUGAAGCCUUCAAAUCAAAAAUUAUCCUCUAAAGUGAACAGUGAUGCACUAAGCCCUGAGAGUGCUUUUGCAAAGAGAAGGAAGCGACACCCAGAUGACUCAACACAUCAUACCGUUGCCAUGGUCAUUAUAUACCGAUCCCUGGGACACCUCCUGCCAGAAAACUAUGAUCCUGACCGAAGGAGCUUGAGACUGCCAAAUCGCCCUAUUAUUAACACACCUGUAGUGAGCACAGCCAUUCACAGUGACGGGGAGCUUCCUCCCAACUUGGUGGAAAAGCCCAUCAUAGUGGAGUACGCCAUGCUGGAAACAGAGGAGAGAACGAAGCCCGUCUGUGUCUUCUGGAAUCAUUCCAUCACGAUUGGUGGGACAGGUGCCUGGUCCUCCAGAGGAUGUGAGCUGUUUUCCAGAAACCAGAGCCAUAUUGCUUGCCAGUGCAACCAUAUAACCAGCUUUGCCGUCCUGAUGGACAUUUCGAAACGAGAGAAUGGGGAGGUGCUUCCUCUGAAGAUCGUCACUUACACAACCGUAUCCAUCUCGCUGGUGGCUUUGCUGAUCACCUUCGUACUGCUGGUCCUGAUCCGCACACUACGUUCCAAUUUGCACAGUAUCCACAAAAACCUGGUGGCUGCCCUUUUCUUCUCUGAGCUUGUCUUUCUUAUUGGAAUCAACCAGACUGAAAACCCGUUUGUGUGUACCGUGAUUGCCAUCCUCCUGCAUUAUUUCUACAUGAGCACCUUUGCAUGGAUGUUCGUGGAGCAGCUCCACAUCUACCGGAUGCUGACUGAAGUGAGGAACAUCAACUUCGGGCACAUGCGGUUCUACUACGUUGUUGGCUGGGGCAUUCCUGCCAUCAUAACAGGGCUUGCUGUUGGUCUGGAUCCACAAGGCUAUGGGAACCCUGAUUUCUGCUGGUUGUCUGUUCAUGACACCCUUAUCUGGAGUUUUGCUGGGCCCAUCGUAAUUGUUGUAGUUGUAAACACUGUCAUCUUUAUACUAGCAAUGAAAGCAUCGUGCAGACGAAGGCAACGUUCAUUUGAAAAAACUGGAGUCAUCUCUGUGCUGCGAACAGCAUUCCUGCUCUUGCUGCUCAUCAGUGCCACAUGGCUGCUGGGGCUGAUGGCAGUGAACAGCGACGUCAUGACGUUUCACUAUCUCUUUGCCAUUUUCAGCUGCCUGCAGGGGCUGUUCAUUUUCUUCUUCCACUGUGUAUUUAACAAAGAGGUCAGGAAGCACUUGAAGAACACUUUAACUGGGAAGAAACCUCUUCCAGACGAUUCCACUGCAACAAGAGCUACAUUAUUAACUCGAUCUCUGAACUGUAACAACACAUAUAUAGAAGAGCCAAAUAUGUAUCGCACAACUAUUGGGGAAUCCACUGUCUCCCUAGAAAGCACCGUCAGGUCAGCCAAGAGCCACAAUAGCUACCUUGCUUAUAUUCUCAGGGAUGAGGCUGCUCAUAAGCUCAGUGGAUCCUCAAGUCAAGCAAGGGCUGGUCAGACUGAAGCAGAUUCCUCCAUUUUUCAUAGGAAUCCAUCAAAAUCCAAUGAACACGAUUCAGACUCUGACAGUGAACUGUCCCUUGAUGAACACAGCAGCUCUUAUGCCUCCUCCCAUUCAUCGGACAGUGAGGAAGAUGGGCUCGAGACGGAGAAAAAGUGGAACACAUCUACUUCCAAAAAUAAUGAACGUGGCCCAAUCCACAGCACACCCAAAGUUGAUACCCUUCCCAAUCAUGUGAAACCCUAUUGGCCCACAGAGUGCGUAACGGCCAGCGACAGUGAGGACCCCAGCGGGAAACAGAAACUCAAAGUCGAGACCAAGGUCAACGUAGAGCUUCACAGGGAAAACCAGGUGAACCACAGCAACGAAGCACCGCAGGACAAGGAGAACGAAGGGCAGCAGAAGGAGAACAGACCUCUGUCCCACCAGAAUAACCAGCAGCCGGAGCAGAGGAAAGGCAUCUUAAAAAAUAAAGUCACCUACCCUCCCCCGCUGGUGGAUAAGAAUAUGAAGAAUCGACUGCGGGAAAAGCUAUCGGAUUACAAUCAGACCACGAUCUCAUCCAGGAGUACUUCGCUGGGGACAAAUGAUGGGGUCCGCUCUCCCUCGGACUCGGGGGUGACAGUAAAAAAUGCUCGGAGGGAGCAGUCUCGAGACCAGCUCAACGGCAUGGCCAUGAAUGUCCAGGUGGGAACAGGACAUGCUGACACCUCAGACUCAGAAGGCAGUAACGAAACUUCAAUUUGAACCAUCAGGAAACUGUGAUCGCUGCUGCGUGGUUCUGGACUCCUCGCCGCGGGGUCGCCUCGGACUUCGUCAGAGUGGCCGCAUAGCGAGGAGGACAAGGUGGGCAUUGAUUCCCACAUGGUUUCACGUUAUGGCAGACUACUGACCGCUCGCGGCGGAGACACAGUGCCCGGAUGCACCUGCUGUAAGGCUGCUGUGUGGUACUCUCCGCGCGGCAUGAACCCAUGCCAAAACGCAUGGAAAUGGCCACAGGGAUGCACUGUGAGGGCCAGGUACCUGCUCGCAGUGCGGACAGUGCUACAGGGGUUGUUUAUUACUGGGGAGAAUCAAGGAAAAACACAUUAUUAUCGCAGUGGACGUACAGUAAGUCAGUCCAUCGGCCUUAAGACAAGCACCAGGAGACGUCUCUUGUGGAGUUUUGUCCGGCUACAGUGUGAACCCUUCGGCUUGCUGGGCUCUAGGGAGGAAUAUCCCAACAAGUGUCCUUUCGUUUCUAUGCCAGCAUCUCUGUCCGCCCCUCUAUGGACACGUCGUCUUAAGAAAAAAAAAAUCCUUUAUAUAUAUAUAUAAAAAGUGUAGAUACUUUUAUAUAUUUUGUAUGGUGUUGCUAAAGAAAAAUUUCCUUUGUAUAUUUUACAUUUAUACUGAUCUUCUUAAUUUGAUAAUAGGAAAUCAAUUAAAAGAGGUUUUGAUAUUUUUUAUAUGAACAUUGCACAAUUUUACUUGAAUUUGGCAUUUGAUAGAGUAACUGAGGUUUGCAUGGAAGCCACCUUAAGAUGCAAUGCAGUUUUCAAAGUAAAACAGUAAAGAUUACAUCAAAAUCUAUGAUUAAUUUAUAAGUUUUAUUGACAGAUUUUGGAACACUUUAAGGACAGAGUAUGUUUUUUUCGUAACCUCUUCUAAAACCCACAAAAAAUGUUUUGAUUUUUCAUUUCUUGGUGUUUUGACGUCUUCUCCCAAGUGCAUUGAAAUGUUCAGCAACUGAACUUCAGGACUAAAAAUAAGUCUUAUCUUUAUCUAAGAUUUCAACACAGUCCUUGCCUGGAAGAAGUCAAAUAAAUAUUUCCCCUACCAAGAACAAGAAAACAAGUGGUGUCAUUGCAUGAUAGGUUUUGACUUCAGUCUGGCUCUGCGACAAAACAGCGCUCUGCGUGUCCCAAGAAGAGGGCCCUCCUCCUGUGGGGCAAGUUCUGCCUCAGGCGCAGUAUUUUAUUUUGCUGUUAAUUUCUUUCCCACUGGAGGCAGCACGUUGCUAAUCAAAGCAGAAAUACAAGUCUUUAAAGAUGUCCAGGUUUCACUGCCCAGCUCUUUGACUAAGCCCUGGCCUUCUCAGUGUUUCAAAAAGCACAUGGAUGGCUUAAAGUUUCGUGUUUCCCACAAAAUAUGCUGGUUUCACAAGUAUAGGAAAGUUAAGCGUGGCCUCUCCACUGUCUUCACCUUCCUGCAGUGUUUACAGGAACAGGAAAAAGAAGAUGUGAAAAAGUUUGCAUCCAACAGCAUGGGGCAGAGCUCUGCUGGCAGCUCCCCGUGGUGGGAAUACGCGACUCAAAGGGCAGCAAUGGUGUGGCCAUGACCUGCUCUCUGCUGCCAAGGCUUUCAGGAGCUCCUCGCUCACUGUAGCAGCCCUUUUGGCUUUCAUUUGUUUAACUGUGUGCGAUGAAAGGGAAAAAAACAGAAAAUCAAGCUAAAUAAAAUGCAGGAGUUGAGGAAAAAAAUGAAAUAAUAUGUACUGCAAUCUUGGUUUCAUUAUAUUCCUAUGCAUUUUCAAAUGUAUCGAGGCCUUUGGAAGCGGAGAGGGAGGAAGGUUGCUGUUCCUUUAAAAAUUAUGCAACAUACUGUGUGACAUUUUCUGACUGAAAAAAGUUUUGAAUGUUUUAAGGGUCUGGCACUUGGCUGUGUGCUCAGGCAUUGUGUAUAACCCACACUAGUUGUUUUUACAUCUGUGUAUGUAUAUUUUGUCCCAGUGAGAUGUAGGUAGUUUUUAUUUUGAUCAGAAUUGUUGCAGUAAAUGAGGGUCAGUUGUAUUAAUGGCAAAAAAUUAAAACCUAUUUUUAUGACUUUUUAAAAGCUUUAUGGCAGAUUAGGCACUGGAGGUUGUUUUUUUUUUAACAAAUGUAUAUUUAUUAAUGUGCAGAACACUGGAAUUGCAGCACAGAUGAAAGAAUUUACAAUAAAUUAAGAAAUUUUUUUUGAA
Aquila chrysaetos chrysaetos is the source of this 11531-nucleotide messenger RNA. RefSeq names its product cadherin EGF LAG seven-pass G-type receptor 1 (gene CELSR1). The transcript is spliced from 35 exons. The record is from RefSeq and is a predicted model, not a curated record. Gene Ontology annotation, cellular component: plasma membrane. Gene Ontology annotation, molecular function: G protein-coupled receptor activity; calcium ion binding. NCBI's taxonomy places the organism in Eukaryota, Metazoa, Chordata, Aves, Accipitriformes, Accipitridae. The coding region runs from base 545 to 9337 and encodes 2930 amino acids. Gene Ontology annotation, biological process: homophilic cell-cell adhesion; cell surface receptor signaling pathway; G protein-coupled receptor signaling pathway.